ACGUGUUUUCAGCAGGCCUGCCAGAGCUGACAUGAGGGCGAAUUUUACAGCGUCGAGAAAACGUUUGUCUCCGAAACCUGACUGUUCUGCCAGACAUGGAUUUCGAAGCAGCAGAGAAGCCUCGCAGAGCAGCGCACGAUCAUGAAAUCUCGAUGGCCAACGUCGGUUGAAACACAAUUUCUUGCAGCGUCUCGUGUCGCGGAUGGUGGAAGAGAUUAGGGCCUCACUGCUGCUCUUGCUCCGGGGAAGCGACGUCAGCUGGCUCAACGAGCAGUCCAAGGAGAUUGCCAUCAAAAAGGUGCGCACUUUGUGUCGGGCUGUGCGCAUGUUCUCCAUCGGAGACACCGAUAUUGUACCGUUGCAGAUCAGGCGGCUGAGACUAAUCCAACAGCCCAUCAACAGCACGACGCUGGAUUGGGAGCCUCCCGUGCUGCACCCAGAAUCGAGUUUUGGCUCUAAUGUCGCCAUACUUCUGUCAUCGAGAGCAGAACAAAACUGGAAGCGCCUCGGGAGAUACAACUACUUCGAUAGCGUGCCAGUUCCUCAGCUACGGAUGGGCAUCUCGUACGAUGUCUACCGAAACGCUAUCGUUGUGCCUGCCAUACUGACUGGAUUGGGUCUUUCGACGCCCGGUAUCCUGGCCCUUGAUCUCAGCCCCUCCAUCAACUUCGGCGCAUUCGGUUACCUCGUGGCCCAUGAGAUGCUGCGAAGUAUUAUGUUUAGUGGUUCGUGCCAGCAGCUUGGCGCUGUCGCAGAUGCUCAGCCGGGAACUCGUCAUCGGUUCGACCGCUCUGCCGGCCGCUUUCAAGAGCUGGUGCCACACCAGACGUCGCAUUUACGAAUCGUACUACAUCGAGGAUGCCAAUCAGCCGCCACCCGAACUCAGGGUGAACCAUAUCCUAAUGGACUUCGAAAAAUUCGGCAAGACAUUCGACUGCCAGCUGGGCGAUAUUAUGACGCCCCACUUCAAGUGCAGCACAUGGUAGAAAAGAAACAUGAAAGACAGACGGAGAAGGAAACACGUCGACACUGCUCUCGAAAACGCAUGAAAAGAAGGCUACGUUCGUGAGAUAUUAUUAUAGCCUGUUCAAUGCCGACUGCUU
Dermacentor silvarum is the source of this 1103-nucleotide messenger RNA. RefSeq lists its product as uncharacterized. NCBI's taxonomy places the organism in Eukaryota, Metazoa, Arthropoda, Arachnida, Ixodida, Ixodidae. The transcript is spliced from 8 exons. Bases 203 to 1069 code for a protein of 288 amino acids. Gene Ontology annotation, molecular function: metallopeptidase activity. The record is from RefSeq and is a predicted model, not a curated record.